GAACAGGGGAGCAGCUGUCAUUGUGCAGAUCAUCAGCGCCUCUGACGUCACUCCCGGGACUGCGAGAGACCAAGACACCGGAUACAAAAUGAAGCGAGUGACAUCUUGUGACUUCCACUUAUUGAGGCUGCAGAGUGACAGCCAGUGACCAGCGUCAUCAGCCAGGAGAUGUCCUGACACUUGUGUCACCAGAGGAGACAGCAUGAGCCUGUGAUAAUGUCAUCUGUGCAGAGAGAGGCUGGAGAGACAGGUGGAGAUAUGGAAAGCAUUAAGUUGACAGAUCCACCUAAAGACAAGAGGUGGAAGUUCCUUGUUGUAGGGGUCAUCGUAGCCUGGCUGAUACUGGUCCAUUUGCUGGUGAAUGUCUGGCUUCUCCUCCUAUUCUCUGCCAUCAUGGCUUCUGUCGGAGCCUGGUUGGGGCCACAGUUUAUCCUCAGCAGCACGACCCCCAUUCACCUGGAGAGAUUUAUUAACCUAGAACACAACACCCAGUCCCCAGACGCUGAGGCUCAGCUGGACAAGGAGAUCGGUCUAACCAUACAGAAGAUUGUUCGGGAUUUUGUGUCAUCCUGGUAUCGAAGACUGAGCCAUGAAACUGCAUUUGAGGACGAGGUCCGGGGAGUCAUGUGGGAUCUGUCAAUGGAGCUGAAAAGACGUGUGAACUCUACGGACCGGGAGGAUCUUACUCGGAAGUUGCUUAUUUUGGCCGGUUGUCACCUGCAGUGUUAUAAAUGGGCCAAAGCGCGAGUGCAGAGCAUCAGUGACCAGUCUGAGAGGGAGUCCCUUCUUUGGGAGGCUUACCAGGAGCUGAGUCCGGCCCACCAGGCCAUGGCUAGCCCGGCAGACGAAGUGGCCCACACUCGCUGGUUGGUGGAUCUCCUGCUGACAGAGCUGCUUCCUCAACCUCACUUGGAGACUCGGACGGGCAGACAUUUGGUGGUGGAGCUCAUUGCUUGUAAUGUCAUCCUUCCUCUGGUGGGGAGAAUGUCAGAUCCUGACUGGAUUAACAUUGUCCUAACCAACGUAUUCUCCAAGCUACCGCUGAAGGUGGAGGACCAUAGAAAUGAUUUUUCGUCCCCACCAGCAAUUCCCAAGUCACUGCCUUUGGGGCUCAAUCCAGAUCCUGCUCCUCAGCUCAUUCUUCCCUCACCCCAGCUGGGUAACAUCUCCACUUACGAGGGGAUGGACAGUGCCGACCUAGAACACGAGGGGGAGGGGAGGGCUAGGGACACCAUGGAAGCAUUAGAUGACCUAAACUCAUGUAAGGACAAGCUGGACCUCUUCUCUGUGCAGUAUCUGCAGCCCCCGAAGCCUUGCAGCCCCUUCUUCCUCUGUGAGGAGUCUGAGCUAGAGUCCCCCUUGUCUGACCUGGGCCGGGACUUGGACCCUCCGCUGCUGAACUCAUCUGAUGACCUCUUAUCUGACUGCUGCUUGGACUCCCUGACCCCUGCUGAGAGCCCCAUUGUCCCGCCUCAUGACGACAAUGGGUCUUCCCUGUCGGAAGAGGCCUGUAUGUCAAUUCCUGGGGGAAUGCCUUCUCAUCCUGAGAUCCUCAUUGAGCCCACAGGUCUGGCCCCAGAAUUUUUAACCACCACACCCAAUGAAAAGGAAGGGCUAAGUCCGAUUGAUGCUUCACCGGUGAACACCUCCUCCCCCACUGUCCCUAUUCAUCCUUUCAGCUUUGUACCCCUCAGCAGCCCAGAUGGGCCAGUACUGAUCCAGAACCUCCGGAUCACGGGAACCAUAACAGCGCGUGAGCACAGCGGGACGGGUUCUCACCCCUAUACACUCUAUACUAUAAAGUAUGACACAGCUCUGGACAGCCAAUCCUUGGGCACCUUGCAGCCUAUGGCGUAUCACACUGUCAACCGGAGGUACCGUGAGUUUCUCAACUUACAGACACGUCUGGAAGAGAAGGCCGAUCUGCGCAAGUUCAUCAAACACAUUAAGGGACCAAAGAAGUUCCUUCCAGAUUUACCUUUUGGAAACAUGGACAGUGAUAAGGUCGAGGCGCGAAAGAGUUUGCUGGAGUCAUUUCUGAGGCAACUGUGUGCGGUGCCAGAGAUCGCGAGCAGCGAAGAGGUCCAGGAGUUCCUGGCGCUGAACACUGAUGCACGGAUCGCCUUUGUGAAGAAGCCAUUCCUGGUGUCCCGGAUAGACAGGAUUGUAGUAAACGCUAUCGUGGACACUCUGAAGACGGCAUUCCCUCGCUCUGAACCCCAAAGUCCAACUGAUGACCUGAGUGAGAAUGAAGUGGAGGGGAAGAGUCAGAAUGACACCAAGAAGAGCUCAAAGUCUCGCCUCCGAUUUCCUUCCAGUAAAAUCGCUCCAGUACUGAGCUCGGCUGACUCGCAGGAGAAGAUUGUGUAUUCUGUGCGAGACGGCAGCACGGUAACCGACAUUUUGUCUGUGAGUGGGAUGGAGUCCUUCAUCCACAAGCAGGAGAAGCUGCUGGAGGAGAUGGUGGCAUCUCAAGAGAGGUCAUCAGGGAGCAGCGUGUCACCACAAACAUUCACCAUCAAUCCUCAGGCAGCAGGUCUGGAGGGUAAUCUUUCAGCUGUGGCUCUGGAGGUCCUGUGGCUCCUGAUGCGGGAGCAGUGGAGCUGGCUGUGUACGGACACCAUGCAAAAGGUCACCCACCUCCUGUCUGGCAGCCUCAUCCAAAGGUGGCUUGAGGUGCAGGUGGUAAAUUUCACAUGUUUGCAACGUUGGGUUCUUUACCUCCGGUUGCUCCAACAAGCGAUCUGGCCUGGGGGAUCACUGCGCACUCAGCCCCGGCCAGUAAGGACUCAGGAACAGAAGAACAUGGCGCGCCAACAAGCCCUGCAAAGCCUGAUGGGUGUCUUACCAGAUCUGGCACAGGAGCUAUUGGGUGUGGAGAAGUGUCAACGCGUCUGGGAGGCCAUACUUGACUCACUGCAACACCCCCAAAUAAACAGACAUCUGCUCUACUGUAUAUGGGACAUUCUCUUGGAGAGUGUGACGGCCGUCCGGCCCUCGUAAGAUGAUGUCUGUCUGUCUGUCUGUUUUAUCAUGGACGCCGUCUCUGCUGCACAGUGAGGAAGUGAAUGUGUAAGGGGCCCAGGGGCCUUGACCGUAUAUCACAAAGGACAGUACACAUUGCGCCUUCCGGCCAGAAGUCCCUGUCCUGCUUGACUCUCACUGCUUGUGUGGUUCUGAGUGAUAAACACAUUUUCAUUUUUAUAACAUUGUGGUUGUGAGGGUCCAGCUGUCCCUGGGGGCCACAUAUGAGCACACUAGGGAAGAUUGUUUAUUGCACCACUGACACUUUAGACAUUUGAACAGAUUGUAAUGUUGAUGCCAUGAGUCUACACUGGAUUUAAAGGGCACCUCACCCAAUAUAGAAAAAGAAAGUCUGCGAGUCCUUUCCUGAAGAAGUCUAAGUUUCCUAGGACUAUUCUCUUUCUGAAAACCCUGGCAACUGAGCCAGGCCCUUAAAUAGCAAUUGGCCUAGUUAAACAUAUCCUGCUGUUACAGACUAGUGUUGUGCAGGAUCCCAGAAACGCUGGGGACAGCUUCUGUGGAAGGUGUUAUGGUGACUGUAUUAGUUGUCACCCAGCUGUCCCAGAGGUGGAUAUUACAAGAAACGACUCAAUGGACUCUGCAGAAGACAAGGACUCGAGGACUAAAAUAUUGCUGAGGAGGGGGAGGGGGUUAUUUAUUUCAUGAAGGGGAUAAUUAUUUGCACUAAAUGCACAUUCCAGUUAUGGGGGGUGAGGGAAGGGUCACAAGUUAGCUCCACAGUAUCACUAUGAUGCAGAAUGGGGUGUCAUCACCAUGUGUCAAGAGACAUCCCUUGUAGCACCAGGUUGGAUCUCCAGCCGUGUAGGAAACGGUGUGCAACGCCAGCGCUCCACUCUUCUCUAUGAAGAUGUCUUAUAUUAUUCUGUGUCCUCGCUGUAGCAUUUUUAUUAUUGUUCUGGUUUUACUUAUUAUUUUAAUUAGUAAAUUGCGGUAAGUCUGA
This is a messenger RNA of Hyla sarda, 3985 nucleotides long. It is a transcript of the gene SNX19, whose product is annotated as sorting nexin 19. Gene Ontology annotation, cellular component: intracellular membrane-bounded organelle; early endosome membrane. NCBI's taxonomy places the organism in Eukaryota, Metazoa, Chordata, Amphibia, Anura, Hylidae. The transcript has 13 exons. Gene Ontology annotation, molecular function: phosphatidylinositol binding. Bases 217 to 3003 code for a protein of 928 amino acids. The record is from RefSeq and is a predicted model, not a curated record.